UAAUAACUGUUUUAAAAAUUUUUUUAUUAAAUCUUAUAAUAAAUUUUUUGACAUUAUAAACAACAAUGAAAUUACAUAUUUUAUCAACAUUUUUUAUUUUGGUGUUCUUCGCAUUUUAUUUGGAAGGUGAUGGUGCUAGUUCUUCAAAUGGUGAUGGUGCUAGUUCUUCAAAUGUUGUAGAUGAUGAUGGUGAUGAUUCAAAUUGCCCUAUUUGUAUGAAUACGAUAAGCCCCGAAACUUUUAUAACACGAUGUCUACAUAAAUUUUGUGAAGAAUGUAUGAACUUAUGGUUACAACGUAAAAAUGAAUGUCCAAUAUGUCGAACUCCAGUCUAUGAAAACAAUGGUAUAAGAUUUGAUGCUAACGAUCCAUUACGUUUAAAUACUGGUGCUAAUUUCUCACCACUAGGUAUAAGAUUUUAUACUAACGAUCUAUUACGUAUAAGCUAUUAUGCUAACGAUCCAUUAAGUUUAAAUACUGGUGCUAAUUUCUCACCAUCAGGUAUAAGAUUUGAUGCUAACGAUCCAUUACGUUUAAAUACUGGUGCUAAUAUCUCACCAUCAGGUAUAAGAUUUGAUGCUAACGAUCCAUUACGUUUAAAUACUGGUGCUAAUUUCUCACCAUCAGGUAUAAGAUUUGAUGCUAACGAUCCAUUACGUUUAAAUACUGGUGCUAAUUUCUCACCAUCAGGAUUUAACACAAGUUCCGAGGAUGUAAAUAUGCAUGACUUGGAUAACAUAAGUAUUGAAGAUGAAAUUAUGCACAACUUGGAGAGCACAGAUUCUGAAGAUGAAAUUAUGCAGGAUGUAGAUGAUGGGGGUAGUCCUUCAAUAGAUGGUGUUGAUGGUGGUAGUAGACCUACCAUCAAUUGAUCAUUGAGGACCAAUUUUUAAAAAUUUUCUGCUCGAUAAUAAAAAAAUAAUUCAAGUUUUAUUAUUAGACAAUUGACAUAAAUAAUCCAAUCAGAAGUAUGUUUGUCAACAAAAGAAUACAAAAUUCUAAUAUUGAUUAAUUAAUUUAAUUUACCAUUUACUGAUUUAUUUAUUAAAAAAAUUACUAAUUUAAUUUUAAAAAUUAUAAAAUUUUGAUUUAUUUAUAUUUUUAAUAAGAAUUUUAUUGAUCUCCUAAUAUUUGAUGUUUCACAUCUUUGAUAGCAUCAUAAUAUCU
Messenger RNA from Daktulosphaira vitifoliae (grape phylloxera), 1167 nucleotides. Its product is annotated as E3 ubiquitin-protein ligase Topors-like. The transcript has 23 exons. Lineage: Eukaryota; Metazoa; Arthropoda; Insecta; Hemiptera; Phylloxeridae. Gene Ontology annotation, molecular function: ubiquitin protein ligase activity. Gene Ontology annotation, biological process: protein monoubiquitination; protein polyubiquitination. The record is from RefSeq and is a predicted model, not a curated record. Bases 66 to 872 code for a protein of 268 amino acids.